CCUCCCUCCAUUAAAUACUCUUUCUCUCUAUUGGUAACCAUUGUGAUGAUGGAAGUAGUGCUGUUGUUUUUAGUUGUUUAUAUAACUGGCUUCUCAGCUGUGAUGGGAUCAAGUAACUUCCUCUUUGGUACUGCAUCAUCUUCUUACCAGUUUGAGGGAGCUUAUUUGAGUGAUGGGAAAGGUUGGAAUAACUGGGAUGUUUUCACUCAUAAACCUGGCACAAUAAUGGAUGGAAGUAAUGGGGAUAUUGCUGUUGAUCAGUACCACAGAUAUAAAGAAGAUAUCGAGCUCAUGGAAUAUAUGGGAGUCAAUAGCUAUCGUUUCUCAAUAUCCUGGUCAAGAAUUUUACCAAAGGGAAGAUUUGGGCAAACAAACAUGGCCGGUAUUCAACACUACAACAAGUUCAUUGAUGCCCUUCUAAGCAAAGGAAUCCACCCAUUUGUGACUCUAACCCAUUUUGAUGUUCCACAAGAACUUGAAGAUAGAUAUGGAUCUUGGUUAAGCACAGAAGUGCAGAAAGACUUCAAAUAUUAUGCCGAUAUUUGUUUCAAAUACUUUGGUGACAGAGUGAAGUAUUGGUCUACCUUCAAUGAACCAAAUAUUGUAGCAAUAUGGGGCUAUAGAACAGGCAUUUUCCCGCCAUCUCGUUGUUCAAUUCCAUUCGGGAAUUGCAGCCAAGGGAAUUCAGAUACAGAACCCUUCAUUGCAGCCCAUAACAUUAUCCUCUCUCAUGCCAUCGCCGUUCACCUUUACCGAACUAAAUAUCAGCAUAGACAAGGAGGCAGCAUAGGGAUUGUUAUGAGUGCUAUGUGGUUUGAACCCAUAAGCGAUUCUGAAGAGGAUAAAUUUGCGACAGAGAGAGCUAUAUCAUUCUACAUGAACUGGUUCUUGGACCCGAUCAUGUUUGGGAAAUAUCCAGAGGAAAUGCAGGCAAUUCUGGGAUCUAUCUUGCCUACCUUCACAGAAGAGGAUAAGAAGAUAUUGAACAAAGGAUUAGACUUCAUUGGAAUCAACCAUUACACAAGCUUCUAUGUCAAAGACUGCAUAUAUUCACAAUGUGAACCAGGUCAAGGGAUUUAUAAAACAGAAGGUUCUGCCCUCUGGACUCAACUUAAGGAUGGAAAGUAUAUUGGAGAACCGACUACAGUCGACUGGCUAAAGGUUUACCCACAAGGAAUGAAGAAAAUGGUGACAUAUGUUAAGGACAGAUACAAUAAUACCCCAAUGUUCAUCACAGAAAAUGGAUUUGGUGAGAUGGAUCAUACAAAUUCAACUGUUUUUUCACUUAAUGAUAUCAAAAGAAUAGAAUACUUGAACUCCUACAUUGAUGAACUAGCAUCAGCGAUGAGGAAUGGAGCAGAUGUGAGGGGAUACUUUGUUUGGUCUUUGCUUGACAACUUUGAGUGGACCUCAGGGUACACUACAAGAUUUGGACUUUAUCAUAUCAAUUAUACCACUCUACAGAGAACACCAAAAUCUUCUGCAUCCUGGUACAAAGAGUUCAUUUCAGGCCAAAAUAUUGCUAGUUUACUACCUCAAAAUCAACUGAUAAUUGAAUAUAACGGAUCAUCAGUUGCAAAUGCAGUUUAACAAACACGUCAAUGACAAUUACAUUACUAAUGCCUUCUCAUUGUUUCAAUAUGAACACACAUAUGGGAGAUACAUUUGCUUUACUUGGUUGUAAUAAUUUUUACCUUGGACGCAAUCUAUGCGUUUUAAUAAAUAAAAAAUAAGAUUGUGGCUCAAUGAAGACUU
This is a messenger RNA of Impatiens glandulifera, 1755 nucleotides long. RefSeq names its product beta-glucosidase 45-like. Gene Ontology annotation, molecular function: beta-glucosidase activity. The transcript has 12 exons. Gene Ontology annotation, biological process: carbohydrate metabolic process. Lineage: Eukaryota; Viridiplantae; Streptophyta; Magnoliopsida; Ericales; Balsaminaceae. The record is from RefSeq and is a predicted model, not a curated record. Bases 46 to 1590 code for a protein of 514 amino acids.